Thlaspi arvense is the source of this 2333-nucleotide messenger RNA. The record is from the annotation of a GenBank genome assembly. Lineage: Eukaryota; Viridiplantae; Streptophyta; Magnoliopsida; Brassicales; Brassicaceae.
AAGCAAACUCGUAACUAGUUCGCAAGUAGCAGCACAGUGUUUAUUGUCUCUGAUCUCUCUCUUGAUUGCAAGUUAUCACUUCGACAUUACUAUGGUCCCACCGACUCUUGUCUCCAUUGCCGAUCUGAGUCUGAUCUAAUCUCUUCUUCUUCUUCUUCUUCUUCCUUACCCUUUUCAUCUCUCUCACCCUCUAAAUCUACAUGUAAAAAAAUUUCAGCUGAGUAUUAAAUUAUCUAAUAAUUUAUUCUUUACAAGGUCUUCAUUUUUAUCGUCAAAGUCAUCCAUCUUUGAAAGACAUUGGUUUUAACUUUUAGAGAAACUAUUUCAACUUUUUGGUGUGUCCACUCGAAGCAGAAAUCCCAAACUCGCAAAAAGGUGGAUCAUCAUCAUAUCAUUGGGCGCUAACAACAGUUUUGUUUUGUGGGUUAUCUUCACUUUUGCCUGGUCCUUCUGCUGAGCAUUAAUGGGGGAUAUGCAAGUUGGUGUCGCCAAUUUUGACGAUAAGGGUUUAUAUGGCUUGAUGGAGGAUAAACCGGUAAAGGCGGUGGCUUCAUCGAACCCAGACCUGCAAGUGUCUGUUUCAUUCGGUAGGUUUGAGAAUGAUUCACUUUCAUGGGAGAAGUUCUCAGCUUUCUCUCCAAACAAGUACUUGGAGGAAGUCGGAAAGUGUGCAACUCCAGGAUCAGUAGCUCAAAAGAAGGCUUAUUUCGAAGCUCAUUACAAGAAGAUCGCUGAGAGGAAAGCUGAGAUUAUGGAUCAGGAGAAACAAAUGGACAAGAACGCCUCUUUUAGAUCCAUCGUCACGGAUCAGGGAAGCAUGGAAGACGAAAAUGGCGGGUCGGUGACAGAGUCUGUGGUGGAUGAAGAAGUAUCUAAUGAGCAGUUCACUUGUGAAGAAGAUAAGCAUGUGACUGACAUUGUUGCUGAAGUGAGCAUCGAUGAGCUUCAUGAAGAAACUAUCAUCGUCAAGGAAUGUCAAAGCUCGGUUGAUCAGGUUAAGGAAGAAGUCAAGUGUCCCAAAUCGGAUAAGUCAGAAGUGAUUGCUCCUGUGGAGGAGAAACCGGAAGUGAUUAUACCAGAAGAGGUUUCACAAGCGAGAGAAGAAGUGAGAGAGCAAAUUCUAUCAAAGGAUACUACUGGCGAAACGAAUGAAACGCCAACGAAGGAGAUGAGAAGAGAGAAAACCCAAAAGCUAACCAAGAAAGAUGUAAACGUGGGGAUCAGUCGUACAAGAAACUCUCCCAAGCUUAAUCAGGUGACCACAAAACCUACGACUAACAAGACUGUGACAAGUAGAAAAACUCCACCGAGCAAGGAGAUCAGAAGCAUGAUGAAGCCAACAAAGAAACCAGCAUCACCGAUCUCAAGAGCCCCAACUCCAAGAGUGUACAAGCCAGCUUCACCAAUCACCUCAUUGUCUACGUCUCAUUCGUCGAUGAAGAAGGAAAAUGUCUCGUCUUUACUGAGAAGCAAACAAACCGCUCCAAAGUCAUUGCAUAUCUCUAUGAAUCUCGCUCCAUCUGCAUCCGAUCCCACGGCUCUUACAGGCACUAGAAAGUCAUUGAUUAUGGAGCGAAUGGGAGAUAAAGACAUUGUGAAACGUGCUUUCAAAUCGUUUCAAAAGAGUUAUGACUUGAAAACUUCUGUCGACGAGCAAAACACAGCUCUAAAGCAGAAUCCUGCAAAGGCAACUAGUAUUCCGUCAUUAGCUACACGGCAGAAGGAAAAUGGCAGGACUACAAAAGCAAGUAGCAUGGAGAAGAGAAGCAUUACUAAUGCUCAUCAGUCUUCAUCUCGUGGACUGAAAAGCAACGUGACAGCUGAGAAAGAAGUAAAGGAGCUUUCCAAGUCUGGUGUAAGACCUGUAGAGAAGACACGCUUGCAGAAGAACCCAAAGGCAGGAGUGAUUGAUGCCAAAACCCGAAAGGACACUCUUAAUCAGAAAGCAAAACCGGUGCAGGGAUCUCUUCCGGUACGAACCUUACCAAAAGGAUCUUUAGACAAGGUGUUAUGAUAGUGUAUGAGUCCGGUGUUUUAGUCUGAUCUUAUGGAUGAAGCUUAAGGCAAAGAUCGCCCACCAGUGUUGAGAUAAAGGAACCAAUGAUCUUUUGUUAUAUAUAGAGAAGUCUCUAGUUACCAGUAUGUAGCUGUGGAAGGAGUAAUAAUAAGCCUAAUGUUGAUGAAUAGUGAUAUUUUACAUUCCUGUGGUAUGUGUAUAGACCAUGAGGAUUAUAUGAUGUUUAUUAUAAACAAAUUGAAUCAGUCUUGUUUAUGUUCACCUGAUAAUAACUACACAGUGAGUUAUUCUACAAACCAAUCAUUUAGAAUUGUGA